Molecule: messenger RNA, 600 nt
Organism: Pollicipes pollicipes
Lineage: Eukaryota; Metazoa; Arthropoda; Thecostraca; Pollicipedomorpha; Pollicipedidae
Exons: 3
Coding region: 178-600 (140 amino acids)
Biological process (GO): interstrand cross-link repair
Cellular component (GO): Fanconi anaemia nuclear complex
Source: RefSeq, a predicted model, not a curated record
GCUAGCUGUGAUGUGAGAGAUCGGCAUAUUUCGAGUAAAUAGGAGAAAUGGAAGGCAAUGAAAGCGCUGGCAGCAUUGAAAGAUUGUGAAGAUCAUCUUGGCUGUAAUGUUUGGUCGUAAAUAAUCACUUCAGGGAUGGCGCGCACCUAUGGUAGAUGAUGCAGCGUUUUGCUGGCGAUGGGGACGCGCGUCGUCCUGGAGAACAUCCGCUAUUUCAUACAGACCCUGAUCCCCCGCGCCGAGACGGGCUCGCCGUGGACUGAGACCGACCUGACCUCGGCCCUGGGUUGGGCCGACUUCUGCCAGGCGGCGGCCGUCUCCGCCCCCGGCUGCCCUGCCGAGCGCGUGCUGGUCGACUUCGUCCGCGUCGUCGCGCGCGGCCGAAGCGACCUGGAUGUGGCGCUGCUGCAGCAGGCGCGGCGCGCGCUCCUCUCUCGCCUGCUGCAGAACCCCCGCGUCGGCGAUGCGGUGCUGCGCACGGCGCUGGCUGCUCUGCGCCUCUCCGGCGAGCUGGAGACCGUGGUGGCAGAACUGGCGCGCUGCAAGCAGGCGUACCGAGAGCGGACGGACGCCGACGGCGAACUGGACGAGCUGUUGUGA